Molecule: messenger RNA, 1028 nt
Organism: Sphaeramia orbicularis (orbiculate cardinalfish)
Lineage: Eukaryota; Metazoa; Chordata; Actinopteri; Kurtiformes; Apogonidae
Gene: hccsb
Product: holocytochrome c synthase b
Exons: 9
Coding region: 124-1014 (296 amino acids)
Biological process (GO): cytochrome c-heme linkage
Cellular component (GO): mitochondrion
Molecular function (GO): holocytochrome-c synthase activity
Source: RefSeq, a predicted model, not a curated record
GUUUUUCUUCCAACGAAGAAGAGUUUGCGCAACUUCCUGUGGGUGACGUGCUCGCGCACGGCCGAACUGCACGUUGACAUUGGGAUAGUAACCUGCCAGGACUGACAUCUGACACAGAAUAAAAUGGGUGCAUCCAUGUCCACACCUGCUGCUCCCACAGUGAGAGCAGAGGCCAUGGUAGCUGUACCUCCUCAGGGCUGCCCCAUGCACCAAGAGGCUCAGCCCGUCAAAGUGUCUCCACCUGCAGAGUGUCCCAUGCAUCAAGCUCAGCAGCCGGUUAGAGUAUCACCACCUUCAGAAUGUCCCAUGCAUCAAGCUCAGCCUGUUAUAGUGUCUCCUCCAUCAGAGUGUCCCAUGCACCAGGCACCAGCCGGUCCGGCCCAUCAGGACCGGGCCUACGAGUUUGUCGAGUGUCCAAUGAAAGGUGCAGCAGCCAGUGACAUUGACCCGGCAAACAUGAUGCCUCCUCCAAACCAAACGCCGGCUCCAGACCAGCCUUUCACCCUGUCCCUGACAAGAGAGGAGUCCACCAUCCCCCGCCACGGCACAGAGAAGAACUGGGUUUACCCGUCUGAACAGAUGUUCUGGAACGCCAUGCUGCGGAAGGGGUGGCGCUGGCGGGACGAUGACCUGGGUUCUGAAGAUAUGUCCAACAUCAUCAAAAUCCACAACAGGAACAACGAGCAGGCCUGGGAAGAGAUCCUGAAAUGGGAGGCUCUGCAUGCACAGGAGUGUCCCUGUGGACCCACCCUGAAGAGGUUUGGGGGCAAAGCCAAAGAGUACUCCCCCAGAGCUCGCUUCCGCCACUGGAUGGGAUAUGAGCUCCCUUUUGACCGUCACGACUGGAUCGUGGACCGCUGCGGAAAGGAGGUGCGCUAUGUCAUCGACUACUACGACGGAGAAAUCAACACGCAGAACUACCAGUUUUCCAUCCUGGACGUGCGUCCAGCCUUCGACUCUUUAGGAGCCGUGUGGGACCGGAUGAAGGUGGCCUGGUGGCGCUGGACCUCCUAAAGGACUAAAGACAA